AUGAAUAUCCCUCACGCCAGUCAUAUGGGCGGAGUAUGGGAAAGACAGAUCCGUACUGUGAGGAAUAUACUAAUAGCCCUAUUAUACCAUCAUGGCAGACAAUUAGAUGAUGAAUCACUCAGAACCUUUAUGGUUGAAGCAGAGACCAUAGUAAAUAGUCGACCCUUGGCAGUUGACAACAUCAGUUCUCCAUAUUCAUCAAUACCAUUGACACCAAAUCACUUGUUAACAAUGAAAUCAAAGGUUGUGCUACCGCCACCUGGAACAUUCCAAUCUUCUGACCAAUAUUCAAGGAAAAGAUGGCGAAGAGUUCAAUAUCUUGCCAAUGAAUUUUGGAAUAGGUGGAAAAAAGAAUAUGUUCAAUUGCUUCAGUGCAGGAAGAAGUGGCCUUCAGUUACCAAAAAUGUUAAAGGAAAUGAUAUUGUCAUUGUAAAGGAACAAAAUUUACCAAGGAACUCUUGGAAACUUGGUUGUGUAUCUGAGGUUAUACCAAGCAAAGAUGGUCUUGUAAGAAAGGCAAGGAUAACAAUGGCUGAUUCCUCACUUGACCCUUUUGGAAGACGAACGAAAGCAGUCGUUAACCUUGAAAGAUCAAUCCACAAACUCAUAUUGUUAGUUGAAUCAUAG
Molecule: messenger RNA, 627 nt
Organism: Penaeus indicus
Lineage: Eukaryota; Metazoa; Arthropoda; Malacostraca; Decapoda; Penaeidae
Exons: 1
Coding region: 1-627 (208 amino acids)
Molecular function (GO): nucleic acid binding
Source: RefSeq, a predicted model, not a curated record